AUUGCCUCGGCCGCCGCCGGCGCCCCCGCCUCCCCCGCGCAGCUCCCACCCCGCGGGGCGCGUCGCUGCCCCGCCCGGCCCGGGAGUCCGCGCAGCCCCCUCCUGAAGCGCGACCGCAGGGAGGGCGGCGGAGGGCGCGAGUCCGGCGAGCGGCUCUGGGCGGCUCUGCGCAGCAGAGGAGGAGGGACAGGCGCGCCCAGCCCCUGCUGGACUCGGGCUGGGGGGCGGGGAGAGAGGGGUGGAGCGCGGGGAGCCAGGCGAGGGGCCGCCACGACGGGACUCCAUUAGCCGCUCGGGUCGGGAGGCAGCGCUUCGCCGGCUGAGGAGCGACGCGGACGCCGCCACCCCGCUAGCUGCCGCCCCCGCGCCUGUUGCCGCGCCAGCCGAGGCCGGGGAGCGCGAGGAUCGCGCGGAAGGAGCCAUGGCUCUGGACGGGAUAAGGAUGCCAGAUGGCUGCUACGCGGAUGGGACGUGGGAACUGAGUGUCCAUGUGACAGAUCUGAACCGCGAUGUCACCCUGAGAGUGACCGGGGAGGUGCACAUCGGAGGGGUGAUGCUUAAGUUGGUGGAAAAACUCGAUGUAAAAAAAGAUUGGUCUGACCAUGCUCUCUGGUGGGAAAAGAAGAGAACUUGGCUGCUUAAGACACAUUGGACCUUGGAUAAGUAUGGUAUUCAGGCAGAUGCUAAGCUUCAGUUCACCCCUCAGCACAAACUGCUCCGCCUGCAACUUCCCAACAUGAAGUAUGUGAAGGUGAAAGUGAAUUUCUCUGAUAGAGUCUUCAAAGCUGUUUCAGACAUCUGUAAGACUUUUAAUAUAAGACACCCUGAAGAACUUUCUCUCUUGAAAAAACCCAGAGAUCCAACAAAGAAAAAAAAGAAAAAGCUAGAUGACCAAUCUGAAGAUGAGGCACUUGAAUUAGAGGGGCCUCUUAUCACUCCUGGAUCAGGCACUGAUGUUCUUUACAUUGGCCCUCUGAAAGGAAGUAUAUAUUCAAGCCCAGGACUUUAUAGCAAAACCAUGACCCCCACCUACGAUGCUCAUGAUGGAAGCCCCUUGUCACCAACUUCUGCUUGGUUUGGUGACAGUGCUCUUUCAGAAGGCAAUCCUGGUAUACUUGCUGUCAGUCAACCAGUCACAUCACCAGAAAUCUUGGCAAAAAUGUUCAAGCCUCAAGCCCUUCUUGAUAAAGCAAAAAUCAACCAAGGGUGGCUUGAUUCCUCAAGAUCUCUUAUGGAACAAGAUGUGAAGGAAAAUGAGGCCUUGCUUCUUCGAUUCAAGUAUUACAGCUUUUUUGAUUUGAAUCCAAAGUAUGAUGCAAUCAGAAUCAAUCAGCUUUAUGAGCAGGCUAAGUGGGCUAUUCUUCUAGAAGAAAUCGAAUGCACAGAAGAAGAAAUGAUGAUGUUUGCAGCCUUGCAGUAUCACAUCAAUAAGCUGUCAAUCAUGACAUCAGAGAAUCAUUUGAACAACAGUGACAAAGAAGUUGAUGAAGUAGAUGCUGCCCUUUCAGACCUGGAGAUUACUUUGGAAGGGGGUAAAACAUCAACAAUUUUGGGUGACAUUACUUCCAUUCCUGAACUUGCUGACUAUAUCAAAGUUUUCAAGCCAAAAAAACUGACUUUAAAAGGUUACAAGCAAUAUUGGUACUUUCAAGAUACAUCUAUUUCUUGCUAUAAGAGCAAAGAAGAAUCCAGUGGCACACCUGCUCAUCAGAUGAACCUUCGAGGAUGUGAAGUUACCCCAGAUGUAAACAUUUCAGGCCAAAAAUUUAACAUUAAACUCCUAAUUCCAGUCGCAGAGGGCAUGAAUGAAAUCUGGCUUCGUUGUGACAAUGAAAAACAGUAUGCACACUGGAUGGCAGCCUGCAGAUUAGCCUCCAAAGGCAAGACCAUGGCAGACAGUUCUUACAACUUAGAAGUCCAGAAUAUUCUUUCCUUUCUGAAGAUGCAGCAUUUAAACCCAGAUCCUCAGUUAAUACCAGAGCAGAUCACAACUGAUAUAAAUCCUGAAUGUUUGGUGUCCCCACGGUAUCUAAAAAAAUACAAGAACAAGCAGAUAACAGCAAGAAUUUUGGAGGCCCAUCAGAAUGUAGCUCAGAUGAGUCUGAUUGAAGCCAAGAUGAGAUUCAUUCAAGCUUGGCAGUCGUUACCCGAAUUUGGCAUCACACACUUCAUUGCAAGGUUCCAAGGGGGCAAAAAAGAAGAACUUAUUGGAAUCGCAUACAACCGAUUAAUUAGAAUGGAUGCCAGCACAGGAGAUGCCAUUAAAACAUGGCGUUUCAGCAACAUGAAGCAGUGGAAUGUUAACUGGGAGAUCAAAAUGGUAACCGUGGAGUUUGCAGAUGAAGUCCGAUUGUCCUUCAUUUGUACUGAAGUAGAUUGCAAAGUGGUUCAUGAAUUCAUUGGUGGCUACAUAUUUCUCUCAACACGUGCAAAAGACCAGAAUGAGAGUUUAGAUGAAGAGAUGUUCUACAAACUUACCAGUGGUUGGGUGUGAAUAGAAAUACUGUAUAAUGAAACUCCAUGGCCAUAACAAUAUUUAACUUUAAAAGCUGUUGUUUCUUAUAUGCUGCUUAAUAAAGUAAGCUUGAAAUUUAUAAUUUUAUCAUGAAAAACUUUUUUGCCUUACCAGACUGGUUAAUAUGUGCACUAACAAGCACGAUUAUUAAUCUGCUAUCAUGAUACAAUAAGUGGACUAUUGAAUAUGGCACACAUUUCUUAGAGCCAUGAAUUGAAACUGAAAAGUGGGCAAAUCAGGAACAAACCAUCACUGAUUUAAGCAAGCCAAAUUGUAAGAAAUAAGCCAUCUACUCUAAAGUUAUGCAGGGCUUAACCUAUAUGAAGUCUAUUUAUCAUGUUUAAUGCAUGUAUUUUAAUGUAUGUUUAAUUUGAUUUCAUGUUUUUAAAUAACCUACUUCUGGUAGCCAUUUAAACCCCAUCCCCAAUAUAAAAUCAGGCCUACAAAAGAUGUCUGAUAUUUAAUAAUGUCAUUGUUUGACCUUGAAGGAAAAUGCUGUUAGUCUGUUAUGCUUGGUUUGUUUUUGUCCUUGAAUAAGCAUGUAUGUAUAUUGUCUUGUUUUUAUUUUUACACCAUAUUGUAUUACACUUGUAGUAUGCACCAGCAUAUUCACUGUCUGCCUAAAAUAUGCAACUUUUGCAUUACAAUAUGAAGUAAAGGUCUAUGAAGUAUGAAUUUUGUGUAACUAAUGUACAAACACAAAUUUUAUAAAAUUGUACAGUUUUUUUUAAAAACUUCACAAAUAGAAAAUGGCUUAAAUGUAGCAUCCUUGCAUUAAUUAAAUGCUUUUAAAAGAUAAUAUGCAAUUUUAAUAUCUGCUAAAUUAAGAAUGACUUCAUUAUGGUCAUGAUUUGCCACAUUGUCCUUAACUCUUACGCCUGGACUAGGCAAGGUUCUAGUCUGUUGCGCUGUUACAAUCUGCAUUGGUGCUAGUCAGAAAAUUCCUAGCUCACAUAGCCCAAAAGGGUGCCAGGAGGGGUGGAUACCAGUAUUGUCCAAUAAUCCAUGGUUUAAAGACUGUAUAAAUGCAUUUUAUUUUAAAUAAAAGCAAAACCUUUUAUUUAAUGUU
Messenger RNA from Sciurus carolinensis (gray squirrel), 3584 nucleotides. It is a transcript of the gene Fermt2, whose product is annotated as FERM domain containing kindlin 2. Lineage: Eukaryota; Metazoa; Chordata; Mammalia; Rodentia; Sciuridae. Gene Ontology annotation, molecular function: integrin binding. Gene Ontology annotation, biological process: cell-matrix adhesion; integrin-mediated signaling pathway. Gene Ontology annotation, cellular component: focal adhesion; extrinsic component of cytoplasmic side of plasma membrane. The record is from RefSeq and is a predicted model, not a curated record.